CGAUGCUUUUCCAACACAUGCACCAAAUAUUUGGAAAGGGUCAAGAGCUGGCUGUUAUCUCCUAUGACGGACAAGAAUAUUCUCUGGCUUAACGGUAUCGCAGGAUCCGGAAAGAGUACCAUCGCUGCUUCCAUAAUGGACUACUGCGACUCAACGUCGCGACUUGCUGCAUUCGUAUUCUUCGUACGGGCGAAGAAUGAGUAUGGUUCCAUUAUUCGGACUAUUGCCUAUCAGUUAGCAGAGUUCAAUCCAGACCUUUCGUCAUGCAUUACUACCGCUGCGGAGAAGCUGAGGGACAUUACCGGUUCUACAUUCAUGACGCAGUUUAAGACACUCCUU
This is a messenger RNA of Fomitiporia mediterranea MF3/22, 339 nucleotides long. RefSeq lists its product as uncharacterized. The transcript has a single exon. Lineage: Eukaryota; Fungi; Basidiomycota; Agaricomycetes; Hymenochaetales; Hymenochaetaceae. Gene Ontology annotation, molecular function: ADP binding. The record is from RefSeq and is a predicted model, not a curated record. The annotation marks the transcript as partial.